Messenger RNA from Callorhinus ursinus (northern fur seal), 933 nucleotides. RefSeq names its product olfactory receptor 1G1-like. Lineage: Eukaryota; Metazoa; Chordata; Mammalia; Carnivora; Otariidae. Gene Ontology annotation, biological process: G protein-coupled receptor signaling pathway. The record is from RefSeq and is a predicted model, not a curated record. Gene Ontology annotation, cellular component: membrane. Gene Ontology annotation, molecular function: G protein-coupled receptor activity; olfactory receptor activity.
AGAAACCACACCAGCAUCGCUGACUUCCUGCUCCUGGGCUUCUCUGAACACCCAGAGCAGCCGCCCCUCCUGUUUGGGCUCUUCCUGGGCAUGUACCUGGUGACCGUGUUGGGGAACCUGCUCAUCAUCCUGGCCGUAGUUGCUGACCAGCACCUCCACACCCCCAUGUACUUCUUCCUGGCCAACCUGUCCCUCAUCGAUACCUGCUUCUCCUGCACCAUUGUCCCCAAGGUGCUGGUGAACAUCCUCACACAACACCACACCAUCUCUCACACUGGGUGCCUCGUGCAGAUGUACUUCUUCAUGGCACUGGCCCUGCUGGACGACUUCCUGCUGGCCGUGAUGGCAUACGACCGCUACGUGGCCAUCUGUCUUCCUCUCCACUACACCACGAUCAUGUGUCCCCAGCGCUGCCUGCUGCUGGUCGCCGCAUCCUGGCUCUGCGCGCACCUCCUGGCCUUCUCCCUCACCCUCCUCAUGUCUCAGUUCUCCUUCUGUGCCUCCCAUUCCAUCCCACACUUUUUCUGUGACCUUCUCCCUCUCCUCAAACUUGCCUGCUCAGACACCCAGAUCUUUCAGGUCACGAUGUUUGCUGAAGCAGCCCUCUCGGGUGUGGUCCCUCUCGCCUGUGUCCUGGUCUCUUAUGCCCACAUCAUGCACACCAUCCUCAAGGUCCCCUCGGCUGGGGGGAAGCACAAAGUCUUCUCGACCUGUGGCUCUCACCUGACAGUGGUCACUCUCUUCUACGGAACUGUCUUUCUGGUGUAUUUCCAGCCCUCAUCCUCCUACUCGGCAGACACUGGAAUGGUGGCAUCUGUGGUAUACACGAUGGUCACCCCCAUGCUGAACCCCUUCAUCUACAGCCUGAGGAACAGGGACAUAAAGGGGGCUCUGUGGAGGCUCUCAGGCUGGAGAAGAUGCUCUAUUCUGUAA